AUGGCAAGAGAGAUCAUAGUUCAUGAAGGUACUGUGCACUCACAAGCAGGUUUCCUGGUGGAUUCCUCCGGGGCUUUCAUGUUGUUAUGCAUGAUUGUUGUUUCUUUGUCAAUCAUUUCCAUGGUCAUAUUCGCUUGUGGUGAUAGUAAUUCAGGCAAAAGUCGUCGCCAGGAUUGGGGUGGCUUUGUUGGAGGUGGUGCUAAUUGCGGGGGAGCUGGUGGUGCUUGUGUUGGAGGAGAUGGAGGUGGUGGUGGUGGUUGUGGCGGCGGUUGUGGUGGAGGCGGAUGUUAA
Messenger RNA from Dovyalis caffra, 291 nucleotides. NCBI's taxonomy places the organism in Eukaryota, Viridiplantae, Streptophyta, Magnoliopsida, Malpighiales, Salicaceae. The record is from the annotation of a GenBank genome assembly.